Sphaerodactylus townsendi is the source of this 4767-nucleotide messenger RNA. It is a transcript of the gene C7, whose product is annotated as complement C7. Gene Ontology annotation, biological process: immune response. Gene Ontology annotation, molecular function: protein binding. The coding region runs from base 224 to 2776 and encodes 850 amino acids. NCBI's taxonomy places the organism in Eukaryota, Metazoa, Chordata, Lepidosauria, Squamata, Sphaerodactylidae. Gene Ontology annotation, cellular component: membrane attack complex. The record is from RefSeq and is a predicted model, not a curated record. The transcript has 18 exons.
GCCUGUUUGUGUCCCCAGAGGUGAUAAGACGGUUUAGUAUUAACAUUCCUCUGUAUUGCUUAAAGCCUGUUAAAGUCAGAAAAAGCAGAACUGCGAAAUAGAGUCAGUCUCCAGAAGUUUUGAGACAGACUGACUGACGACUGUUCCCCCUGUCUUCAUCUCCCAAAGGAGGAAAUUUUCUUUCACUGCUAGUGGCUGUCUAGCUGAGUAUAUAUCUCUGAACAUGAAGGCAUUUGAAAUUUUCAUUCUGGCAGAAAUUGUGGCCUCCUUUCGUGCUUUUUCAAGACCUGCUCCAGUCCAUUGCACCUGGAAUCCAUAUGGUCCUUGGUCAGAAUGUGAUGGCUGUAGUAAGACCCAGAUUCACAGACGAACAGUAGCAGUAUAUGGGCAGUUCGGAGGACACCCGUGUUCUGGGAAUUCAUUUGAAUCCCGUGCAUGUAUUCCUACAAGAGGGUGUCCAACAGAGGACGGCUGCGGAGAUCGUUUUAGAUGUUCUUCAGGGCAGUGCAUAAGCAGAUCACUGGUGUGCAAUGGAGAUCACGACUGCGAAGAAGAUAGUUCGGAUGAAGACGGAUGUGAGGCAAUCAAGGUGGUAUGUGACACUGAUAAGCCACCACCUAAUGUAGAACUGACAGGCACGGGCUUUGAUGCCCUUACAGGAGAGGCCAAAGGAAGAGUCAUCUAUACAAAAAGUUUUGGUGGCCAGUGCAGAAAGGUAUUUAGUGGUGACCAGAGAGAAUAUUAUCGCCUGAGUGAUGCUGUUCUUGCUUACACAUUCCAGGUGAAGAUUCAGAAUGAUUUCAGCACUGAGUUUUAUAACAGCAGCUGGUCUUAUAGGAAAGUCACAGAGAAUCGUGUAACUUCAAGUUCAGGCCAUAGCUUUAGCGACAGCACGGAUUCUUCAGGCAGUUCACAGAGUAACCAUCUGAUGGUUAUUGAAAACUUCGUAGAAGUUGCUCAGUUCAUCAAUAAUCGGCCAGAAUUUCUAACUCUCGCUGAGCCUUUCUGGAAAGAGCUUGCCAACGUUCCUGCCUUCUAUGAAUACAGUGCAUACCGCAGAUUAAUCGACCGUUUUGGAACACAUUUCUUUCACUCUGGCUCUUUAGGAGGACAUUAUAAAGUUUUGUUUCACGUGGGUACAGAAAACUUGAAAUCACAAGCGGUGAGCACGAACGACAUGCGUGAAUGUACCACCUCAGGCUGGAAUUUCUUUUUUGUAAAGAAGAGUAAAACAGAAUGCACCAAACUGGAUUCACUGUUACAGCAAUCAUCAGGUAGCAGCAGCAAUCGAAUUAAAGCAAAUCUCUUUGUGGAGGGAGGAAGUCCAGGAACUGUAGCUGGCCUGAGCUACUUGGACCUCAAUGAUCCUGCUGCAAACUCUCAACGGUAUUCCUUAUGGGCCAGAUCGGUGUCCACUUAUCCCAAAGUCAUUAAGCAAAAGAUAACUCCACUGUAUGAAUUGGUAAAGGAAGUCCCUUGUGCCUCAGUCAAACGACACCACCUGAAACAAGCCAUUGAAGAGUACAUGUCUGAAAAUGAUCCCUGCAGAUGCCGGCCAUGUCAAAAUGGUGGCCAACCAGCCAUUAUAGAGACCCAGUGCUUAUGUUUCUGCAAACCAUAUACUUUUGGAGUAUCUUGUGAACUGGGAACCCUUGUCCAAGACCAGCCUGGAGUCAUUGAUGGAGGCUGGAGCUGCUGGUCUUCUUGGACCUCCUGUACGGGAGGAAAGAAAUCAAGACGCAGAAGCUGUAAUAAUCCCUCUCCCAGUGGUGGUGGAAAGUCUUGCAUUGGAGAAGCAACUGAAACCCGUCAGUGUGAAGAUGAGGAUCUGCAACAUUUUCGUUCUAUAGAGCCCCACUGUUUUGAUAUGUCUGCAUUUGGUACAGAAUCCUGCCCGCCACCGCCUACCCUGGAAAAUGGAUAUGUUCAAGAUGCAGAUUCAUCUUAUCCUGUGGGUAAAAGCAUCAUCUACACAUGCAAUGACGGAUACGCUCUUGUCGGGAAUUCUGUUGCUACAUGUGCUGAAGGCCUCAAAUGGAUCAUUGGACAACUGGAAUGCCAGAAAAUAGCUUGCAUAUUACCUGAAUUGGAAGGAGGAUUGAGGAGAGACCCGAUAAAACGUUUGUAUGAAAUUGGUGAGAAAGUGAAACUAUCAUGCCCGGAUGACAUGCAGCUGGAGGGGGCAAGUCUUCUCUUGUGCCAGUCUAGUCUGAAGUGGUCUCCUGACAUUGACAAUAUCCUGUGCAGGAGAAGAGUGCCCAGUGUGGAUACAGAACCAGCACAGCCUGAAUGCCAACCCUGGGAGAAAGUUCAGCAGACGAGAUGCGUGUGUAAGAUCCCCAAUGAGUGUGGGUCUUCCCUGGAUAUCUGUGCCAGAGAUGCCAGAACCAACCGAGCUAUUUUGCUAACUGUUUGUAAGCUACAUGCUCUGGAGUGCAUGGGCAGGGAGUAUACUUUGGUCAGUAAGGAAAACUGCAGAACGCCUGCUGCGGCUGAGAGACCGUGUGGCUCAUGCCACUUGUGGGAGACGUGUGAUGAUUCCACCAACAAAUGCACAUGCAGACAAGAUGAACCCUGCAGCAGCGCUGGAAUAAGCAUUUGUGUGCAACUGGAUGGCAGCAAUGACCAGCAGACAAUGACUGAAUGCAAGGCCGGCCUCCUCAGAUGUCAGGGGAGUCACUUUACUGUUGCCGGCAUAAGACCCUGCAGUGCACAGAGUUCCCAACAGAUGCUUUUUGAUGCCCCUCAGAUAACCAAGCAGCUUGCUGUGCAGUGAAGAGGGCUGGCAAGGGUGGGUGGGUAGGCGGAAAUUAUUAUUGAACUGAACAAAAUGCCAAUCACAGGUCGAUUCCGCACAGGCCAAAUAUCCUGGGUUGAGCAAGAAAAAUAUCCCGGUUUGACCAAGAAGUUUGCAUGGUUCUUGAUCCUAAAGCGGGUUUGUCCCAUGAUAUUUUCCUCAUCCCGGGUUUUUCAAAAACCGCUAGAAUGUCGAUCUUUUUCCAGAAUCCCGCUUGAAUGGCUUCCGUGUGAUGGCCACGAGAGCAAAACUGAUUUAUUUUUCCCACCCCGCCUCCUGAUCUCCCCACCUUACAUCAUGUCAGUUUCCUCUCUGCUGAGUUGCAGUCUGCCCUUUCCAAAACAUUCCCCGAGCAAGUUUUCUGCCCUUCGACAACUCUUCCAGGAGCCAGGCAAGCGAGCCCAUGCAGGGAAGCACGAAAGGAUAAUCUGGUGAAAUCAAAACCUGGAGGAAGGAAAUUUCCUAUCAGGAAAUUUGCUUGCCAAUAUAUAUUGCUAAGAACAUAAGAACGAGCCUGCUGGAUCAGACCAGAGUCCAUCUAGUCCAGCACUCUGCUACUCGCAGUGGCCCACCAGGUGCCUUUGGGAGCUCACAUGCAGGAUGUGAAAGCAAUGGCCUUCUGCUGCUGCUGCUCCCGAGCACCUGGUCUGCUAAGGCAUUUGCAAUCUCAGAUCAAGGAGGAUCAAGAUUGGUAGCCAUAGUCUUCAGGCCAGCAUGUAUGUCUUCAAAACUGUUGACCACAUUUUGGUCUUCCCAGUUCUCUGCACAACCAUGGAUAGGUUUUUUUUUCAGUUUUACAAUAGUUUCCAACCUUUUUCUCUCUUAAGAAUUGAUCUUACCAAAGCGAAGCACUUCUGAGUCAUGUUGUUUUUAGUGCGAGACCCAGGAAUAUGCUUAAAUGCCUUCCAUUGAAAUGUAAUAGGACUUACAUUGGCUAGUGGGGACUAUUAUUCAUGAAUUGCUUUCAGAAUGGGAGUUCAGCGGCCAGAAGCUUGCAAAUGAAUAGACAAUAUGACUCCCAUAUAGGACAAUAAAGGGAAACUAGAAAAAUGGGACCGCAAGACUUUCAGAUCUGCAGUUACCUGUAACAUAAGCUGACGGGAUGUAUUGUGUUUGCCUCCUUUCAGCCCUCAGUCCUAUCGCAGAAAUAUGUACCGUGUCUCAAUAAAUAACUUUUUAAAAUAACAGUGUAACUCCUGUGCAUAAACCUACUUAGAUAAAUGUUCAUGCAUGUUUCACAGUGAUCUCCAUAUGUUUUUAAAACACAAAAUUCAGUAUAAAUAAUAUGUUGGUUAGUGUGUAACAAAACUGAGGAAUAUUUGAUUUUGACCCUGCUUCUCCUCCAACAAAAUCUUUUAUGGUUCUGCCUUCCCUUUUUACCUCACUGAGCUGGGAGAGGAGGAAACAGAGAGGCCCACACCUGCCUAGUUCAAAUUUCAUUAUUCCUGCAUUCCUUGCCAAUAUGAGAUGAGCCUCUUCAGCAGGCAUGCAUGCCAUGGUUCUGAUCCAAUACUCUUGAUACAUAGGCAAGGACGGAGCAAGGGGGAAGUGUGCCUGGUGCACAUGCGCCCCAUGCCCCUCCAAGCCCCCGUCCACCUCUGCAACACCCCACUCCAAGAACGCCCCCGUCACACCUAAGAACAUAAGAACAAACCUGCUGGAUCAGACCAGAGUCCGCAGGGGGGUGCACCUGGUGUGUCAUGCCCCCCUGUCUCCUUGAUGUUACACCAUUUUACAUAGGGAGACCUUAUUAUGCAUGAAUCAAUAAUUUGAUUCUAUGGCAGUGUAGAGAUUUGUACCCAAGUUUCAGAGGGUGCUGAUCUCAGCUGCUAUCUACUUACUACAACACAGUGGCUCAGGGUUGUUGGAGCACUUUUAGAAAGAUCCCAUAUUUCAAUAAUUGUUGUAAAUAUGUUAAAAAAGGUUAACAUUAAUUAAUGUUUAUUCUGAAGAGAUGUUACUGAAAUGUA